Messenger RNA from Oncorhynchus mykiss (rainbow trout), 5807 nucleotides. The record is from RefSeq and is a predicted model, not a curated record. Lineage: Eukaryota; Metazoa; Chordata; Actinopteri; Salmoniformes; Salmonidae.
AAUGUUGUUCACAACACACUGGUCUGGUGACGAAGGGGUGGACUGCCUUUUCUCAUAACAAUUACUGAAGCCUAUCACAUUGAUAGCUUCCAAUAGUUCAUCAAUUUGUGAAUGAUCAAUACAUUUUUACUACAGACUCGCUAUAUAACAGGACAUGUUAGCGCCCGCGGGUUUCCUAGCAAGAAAUCAAUAAGCUAGCUAGCUGUUUUGUUGCAAAGGAAGAAGUCCACCCGAAAAGAACGAGGCCUGGGGAGAAUUAUGGCAGCAACACCGGUAGCUAAUCGAUAGAUAGAGGGAGCGUCCCAUAAUGACACCAACUGACAACCUUGCAGAAUUUUAGCAACAAACAUAAACAAGAGCCAAAUGGUUUUGCAAGCAUUCGAACAUGGGUGACAUGAAGACCCCUGAUUUUGAUGAUCUUUUGGCUGCCUUUGACAUCCCCGAUGCCACCAGUUUGGAUGCCAAAGAGAACAUCCAGGAGAGUCACGAUGAGGCAGAAGGUCAGCUGAAACACACAGGGAUGUGUAUGGAUGACAGCUUAUCUGUUCACCAAGCUGUGGGUGCAUCUGAUGUACCUGCUGUCAGUGUUAUAGUGAAGAACACAAGUCGCCAGGAGUCGUCUGAUAGUGGUGGAGAGAGAGAGGGCCCACACUUUGGACACCCAUUGCAAAAUGGUUUCAGGGGGUCAGGGGCCGCCAUGGAGUCUCAUCAGAUAGACCACAGUGGUUCUAAGUCUUUUGUGUCUGCUUUGAAUGGGGGUGGCUCAAGAGGGCUCUUAGGGAAGACCCCCGUCCAGCACAAACUUGAAGGAACGCCAUCCUUCUCACAGUCCUUUUCCCAGUUCAGCCCCAUCUCUAGUCCAGAAUCUGAAGACAGCCGAAGCAAUGGAGUUGAUAUCCGUCCAAAACAAGAGAGACCCUACUUCCCUGCUGCCUCUAUAUUUAUGUCUGCAGAACCCCCAAUGUCAGACAAUCAGAAAAAACAGCUGUCUUACAGCAUGUUUGACAAGUGCCAUGAAGUAGACUGUGACGUACCUGAGAACCUUCCAAGGAGCAAAGGAGAAUCUAUCAAAGCAGAGGAUACCAGGACAGAGAAGCCUGACAGUAAUGUCAGUGACCAGAAGGUAAAGGGAGAUUGUCAUAGUAGUGCAAUGCUCCUUACAAAUGAUCAUAACAAUAUUGUGUCAAGCAGUAACGUUAAUAUAGUGGCAGCGUCUAAUAUGCCCACCUCUCAUCCAUGUGUCAAAACUCCAACAUCAAAACUAUCGUCAUGCCUUGAGGCAUUAGUGGCUCUAAAUGCCAGAAAGGAUCCCAGUGAACAACCAAACUAUCAAGAUCUAUCAUUGGCUCAUGAUGACAACAUAAAGGUUAGUCCUAAAGUGCCCAUGUCACCACAAAGUCCCAGGAGUCCUCUUGAAGCUGUGAAGCGGUUAAUGAAACCACCUGACAGUCCUGUAAGCAUUUGCAGUAACAGCAGUGGCAAGGGAUCCCCUGCACUGGCAUCUGGCUCACCCCCAGCCAUACCGAGGGUCAGGAUAAAGACCAUUAAAACCACGACUGGGCAAAUCCAGCGCACUGUUACCAGUGUAGUACCUGAUUCAGAAAACGAGGACGUUCACUCUGUUGAGUCCUCUCCAUCCCAGAGUAUGAUUGUUGAGGAUGCCUACCCUAGUUUGUCUCCCUAUCCCUCUCAUAAUGUGAUAAGUGAUAUUAUUGUUGAUAUGCCCAUCAAAAGUACACCAGUUGGUGCUCUGCCCUCAAAGGUUACUGAUACUAAAUUAGAGGGGAACUCCAAGAGGCCAGGACAAAUGCAGUCCGCAACUAUUUUUCAUAAUACAAGUAGUCCUGUUAUGAGGUCUAUGCCAGUUGCCCAGCAUGGGCCUUCUACACAAAAGAGGAUUUCAUCAGUUCAAACAGGCAACUCUCCCAAUACAAGCUUGCUUCCCAAGGCAAUGCACUUAGCUAACCUGAACCUAGUCCCUCACAGUGUUGCUGCCUCAGUCGCAGCACGCUCCACCUCCCAUCAACAGAGCCAACAACACACGCUUUCCUCUUCUAUGGUGUGCAGCACUGUCCCAUUGGUACACCAAGUGAAAAAAGCUGCCCCUAAUCCACGUGCUGCCAUUCCUAGCACAGCAGCAGGAACUUUAAACAGACUGUUAAAUAAUGCCAACCCUGUACCCACAUAUGUACCCAACCUAAACCCACCACCUGAGAGCAACAUCAACUUGCCACCACGUGGAUAUUGUUGCCUGGAGUGUGGGGACUCCUUUGGGGUAGAGAGGAGUCUUGUUUAUCAUUAUGGCAGGAGGAGUGUGCACAUUGAAGUAGCCUGCACCCACUGUGCUAAGACCAUGGUAUUCUUCAACAAGUGUGCCCUGCUGGCACAUGCACGGGAACAUAAGAACAAAGGUGUGGUGAUGCAGUGCACACAGCUCUCCAUGAAGCCCAUAGCAGAGGGACAGAUGUUUGCACCCUUGAUCACUGAAUCCUCUGUGCAUGUGGGCUCCCAUGUGCCCCCAUUAUCCUCACCUAAAAGCCAACCAGUCAUGCCCCUCUAUCCAGACAAAGUCAUCCGCCACAGACUCCGCUGCCUCGAGUGUAACAAGCAGCUAUCGGACUACAAAGGUCUCGCAGGCCAUUACCAGAGGUUGUCGGAAGAAAUGGAGGGACUGAUGUGUAAGGUGUGCUCAAUGCUGCUACCCAACAAGUGCAGCUACCGGGCUCACCAGCGUAUUCAUGCCCACAAGUCCCCUUAUUGCUGCCCUGAGUGUGGUGCGCUGAGUCGCUCUGUGGAUAUACAGAAGCAUGUGAAGGAGAACUGUCUUCACUAUGCACGCAAGGCUGGCUAUAAGUGUCUUCAUUGUGAUAUGGUUUUCAUGUCAUUUAAUGUGCAGAAGAGUCACAUUGAGGAGAAACACUGUGAGGUCUUCUAUAAGUGCACCAUCUGUCCUGUUGCUUUCAAGUCUUCUGGUGGAUGUGAAAUGCAUUUGACAACUAAGCACAAUGCCAGCAAAGUGUCCCCUCAGUUAAUCUUCAAGUGUUCUUGUGAGACAGUGUUCAAGAAAAAGCAGUUAUUGCUUCAGCACUUCUAUCAGAAUGCCAAAAAGCGUGCUACCUGUGUGUUCAAGUGCCCUGAGUGCACUUCAAUCUUCACCCAAAAGCAGCCUUUAAUGCAGCACUUCAAGGGGGUACAUGGAGGAAUCUUCAAAGAGGAGGUGGAGAAAAGCACAAAACCACCUGAGAUGACCGCACAGCACCAAGAUGUUACCUCGGGAUUCCACCAGCCAAAGGUAAACACUCCCAUAAAAUACUCAGAUGGAACCAGAAAAAGGGCCAACUUGGGCGCUAGAGACAGCAAGCCCAAUCUGAAGAAUGCUGGCUGGAACUGUGGAGAGUGCCUACACUGGCUGCCUGACCGAGAAGCCUAUGUCUCUCACAUGAAGAAAAACCAUGGGAGGUCAUUGAAGAGUUAUCCAUGCCGGCAGUGUGAGAGGUCUUUCAAUUCCUCUACAAGUUUGAGAAGACACAUUCGCAAUGACCACGAUGGAAAGAAAAAUACAUUUACCUGCUGGUAUUGCACAGAUGAGAGGACAACAUUCACUACAAACAUCUUGUUGAAGAACCACAUCAGUUUGAUGCAUGGGAUCAAAAAUCCAGACUUCAGUCUGUUAAAAUCAGCCCCUCUGGAUAGCAGUAAAGCCUUGGGAGAGGUGAUUUUUCUUUUAAAAGGACCUGUUUCAAAGAGACCUGCUGUUGAGUCUGAGGGAGAGGGGCAGGAAGGCGCUGCCCUAGAAGGCUCCCCCGCCAAGCGUCUGAAACAUCAGUUUCGCUGCUCAAAGUGUGGCUUCACCACAGAGGAUGGCACACAGUUCCAGAAGCACAUACCUCAGCAUAAAACUGAUGAAAACACUCCCCAAUGCCUGCACUGUGGAUUAUGUUUUGCGUCCCAGCUAUCUCUCAACAGACACCUGUUUAUUGUGCACAAAGUCAAAGAGCCCGAAGAAGAGAGGAAAGAAAGGAUGGACAUGGAGUACGAGUGCAGAAAGAAGCAGGAAGAGGACGUGGGGAAAGCAGUGGGUGUGAAUGAGAGAGAGGACUUGCCACCACCAUUAGUUAAAUCUGACCCCCAACGGGCAGAGGAUCCAACCAGGUUGCACUGUGAGCCUGCAGUAAGACUGACUGUAAAUCCACAUACAGCUUUCACCUAGAGUUUCAUGGAUAGUGUCAUCAGCAGGCAAAAUAAAAUCAAUGAGAGCAAUUUUGAACUUCAUAAAAGCUGCGAUUUCCAUUUCCUUGGGUAAUAGUAGUUUAACUUCAGAUGCUUGACAUGCUGCACUAAAGUGGUACCUUUUUUUUUAUUUCAUUUUUUGCCUUUAAACUAAAUGCUUUUUGUGUUUCUCAAAGCCUUGGGACUGGCAGUUGUUCCAAAUCAAUUGGAUAAUUUUGGAAAAAGAUUAUAAUGAAUUAUUUACUUUGUUUUACCUUUUGAAGCUUGCAUGUUUUGUAUUGUAAUUCAUGUAUUAAAAUGCCUCUGGUACAUAACCACACCCACCUGUAAAGGCACAGGGUUUGGUUCAUCAGUAUUCUGUAGUGACCCCAGUUAUAUCAGUUACGUCCCUCAGGCUUACCUCACAUUUAGUUUCAUAUCAUGAUGACUUUGCUUUAGUUUAUGACAGCCAUAUCAUAUGCUUGGUUUCAUAUUUUUGGCCUUAUAAAAUACAUAAUAAUAGAUGGCGCUUCAAGCAGGUCGUGGCUAUACUGGUGUCAUGUAACAGUAUUACAACUUCUAUCAUACUGUAUGUUGAAAUAUUUACUCUUACCUAGGUACCAUUUAGCACAGAUUAUAUAUUUUAUAUCCAUUCCAUACCAAAAAUAGUUUCACAUUCAUUUAUUAUGAAAGCCGGCUAAACUACCCAAAUAGCACUUUUCUACAAGAUCAAAUACAGGUGUUGGAGUUAAAUGCCUUGCUAAAAGAUAUUACCUUUUUUUACUACUGAUUUUGUAGCUUGGUAAAAGUGAGCUUUCAUUCAUUUAAAAUGCUCUUAUAUCUAUAUUCAUAGUAGUGGUGACUUGUCUUAGUGAUGUCAUUGAUGUUUUUCUUGGUUAAUUGUAAUCUUUGGUGAGUGUGAGAAAGCAUCUGUUUUGCAAGAUAAUGCAGGGUGUUGGAAGUGGCUCAUUGCCAGCAGUGUACUAAGGCAAUUAAAAGAGCAGUGAUUUAAAUGUAAAGGGUUAGAGCAUGUCUGAGUGCAUGGGAACAUGUUGAAAUAAGCUGAUGAUGGAGACCUGUGCAGCUGUAUCUACCUCCAUGGUGUAUGGCAGUGAUUGUUAAACUUGGGAUGUUUUGGGAGAUUUCACUUUUGUUGCAAGCAAUGUAAAAUUAAUUGUUAUUAUUCUCAAUGUAUAUCUCCCACAAUAUUAAAUUUUAUAAAUUACUUUGGAGAUUAUUUAUAGUCACAUUGACUUAUCCUGUAAACUUUCUAUUAAAGUGCUGUAUGAACUGUUCAUUUUCUAGUGGUUAUCUGAUAGUGUUCAUCCCAAACAGAGCCACUGUUAAAACGCAGUGUCUAUGAAACUUCACAUCUCAGUGUUUUUAUAUAGCCUGUCAAGAGAAACUUUGUACUUUUGAUAAUAUGUACAAUAUUAUGGACAUGUAAGCUAAUCCAUGUACACAGUAGCUAAUGAACCCUUUAUAUUUGCAGCAUUUCUUAAUCCUUCACAUAUAUAUUCAACCUGCAUCGGCCAUUGUGCCUUGCUGUAAUGUUUACUUAAAAUAACUGCAAAUAAACACGAACGUGUCAGCAUAAG